Molecule: messenger RNA, 2420 nt
Organism: Notolabrus celidotus (New Zealand spotty)
Lineage: Eukaryota; Metazoa; Chordata; Actinopteri; Labriformes; Labridae
Gene: rbis
Product: ribosomal biogenesis factor
Exons: 4
Coding region: 210-506 (98 amino acids)
Biological process (GO): ribosome biogenesis
Cellular component (GO): nucleolus
Source: RefSeq, a predicted model, not a curated record
GAGACAAACUUCUCCCUUUUCUUUUUUGUCAGUCUUUCUUUGUAACACCUAAAAAUGCCUCUAAUAUAACAACAUCCAUGAACUGCAGCUGGUGGAAACCAUGGAAACCUGCAUUCGUCGCACAUUAGUGACGUAGUUAAGGAAGCACGCUGGUACCAGCAGCACAUGAGGAUAUCAACACACAUUUGUUGCUCUGUGAAAACGGUAUCAUGGGAAAGAAUAAACAAAAAGGGAAAAAACAGAAGAAUGUCUUUCAAGUUGCAAACAAGCACUUGAAAGUAAAGAACAAAGCCAAACCCGUCACAACAACACUCAAACACAUCAAUGCGGUGAAAAAUGAAAAAGUGGAGAACCUCAAUCAGAUCUUCACAGAAGUCCAGAGGGAUGUUACAAGUGUUUCCAAGUCUGUUGCUCCAGAACCAAAGAAAAAAACACAGAUCGUCAGAGAGCCACCAAAGGAACCUGUAAAUAUUGACAAUGCUGCUCAACUCUUCUCACAGCUGUAAUGGACUUUGAAAAUGAGGCUGUGGUUAACUCUGGGUACAAACAGUGACCUGCUGUUGCACUGUAUUUCUCUGUGUUGGAUGUAUGAAAUGAAGGAAACUUCCAAUUCUUUCUGACAUUUCAUGCAAAUAUGAGGGCUGGGGAUGAGUUGGAAAUCAAAGAGGCUACUCUUAUAACAGUCGGACCUUGUUUGUGAUUGGAACAUUGUGUUUCAAGCAGCUGCCGAUUGUUAGAUGGAUUUUAGGAACAUCAGAUAUUUUAUGCAGAAUUGUCUCCGCUUUAUAACUAAUUGUUAUGUUUUCUUUAUCAAUAUAUGUAAUGUAUAUGUUGAUUAUUUUCUCCAUGAAUGAAGUAGAUUAUAUAACAUCAGAAAUACUACAAAAUGAACAAUACCGUUUUAAAAAACCCAAGGUGACAUUUUUUCUUUUUUUUUUCUUUAUAAUGAAUCCGUAUCAGUCUAACCUUUUAUUUUAUAGAGGAGAAGACAGUUGGUAGCAUAGGAAACUGGGAGAGGGUGGGGGAGUGACAUGCGGGAACGAUGCCGCAGGCUGGAGUCGAACCAGGGCCACCCCCGCAAGUCCGCGCCCACUAACGUGACAUCUUAAGUCUUCUUAAUUUAGUCUGGCUGUCCGUCACAACCUACAAAAUAUUCUGUUUACUGUCACAUGUGACAAAUCAUCAGAAAAAAAUUCACGAGAGCAAGUACAAGUACAAAUGUUAUGCAUGUCUUCUUAAAAAAUGAACUGCUGUAACAAUAAUUAGUUGUGUAAGAAUAAAAAACAAUCUCAUCUUGCCAUCUUUUAACAGUGGAAUGUAUCACUCGAUCUGAAUAUUUGAUUUGAAAAUUGAUAGAAAAGGGAAUUUUUUCGGAAUCUCUAAAUCAUUUCAUCUGCUAUUAUUCCCAGUCAGCAACCUCUGGCCAUGUGAAUUGAAGCCAAUGUGGAAGUGUUAAAAACUGCAGUUCCUCGAGUGUCCACUUGAAGCUGGAAGUACCAGAAACCACAUACACACCCAUUCAAAAAAGACGAUCUUUACAGCAGAAAUAAACAUGGUUACAGACAGGUAUAAAAAACGCGUGUAGUCUGGAUAGCUCAUUUCUCGAACGGCACAAACUUUCCAGAUGUGAAUUUAAUCAUAAGGCAGUUUUGAAGAUAUUAAGAUUACAAGUUUUCCAUUAUGAGAGUCACAGCUGACUUGAUUGACAGGCGGGAACACUGUAGCACUUGGCGAGGAGGCUCAAAGCCCGCCUCUUUACCUCACACUAGCUCAACAGAAGUUAGGUUGAGUCAGUAUUUCUAAUACGGCUCCCGCCGACUAUUUGCUUCAUACAACGCUUCAGAAACAGAUGGGUGAUGUCACGGAUACUACGUCCAUUUAUUACACAGUCUAUGGUGCAGACAUUAUAAUUUACUUGAUUAUCAAUUCAAGUCAAAGCAGCUGCUUUUCAAUAUAAUUGAAAGGCAUCAAUAUUAAUCUCAAUCUGUUGCACAGCCAGUAAACCCCUCACAUGGGCUUUAGCAUAAAAACUGCAUAUUGAAAGUGUUACCAUCUUCACUGAGCAGUGUACUUGAGGGCGCCUUGCUCUUCGUAUUGUAAUCAAAGGCAACUCAAAGGAAUCUGAAGAGAAUAUUUUCCGACAAACGACAAUGAUGUUUUGUACGUCUGUUCAAGCUUCCCCCUCUUUGUUCUCAUGCUUUCAUGCCUCUGAUUUACUGUAAACAAACUCACAAAGGAGAUCAUUGCAACCACUGUGUGAAGUGAUGAAAGUAUUUCCUUCAAAGAUUUUUUGGUUCUUUUGUAAAUUAUUAAAAUUUCACGUUGAAGUCAUCACAAAAGUAUCAAAGGAUUUAAAUGAAGAACUCUCAGGUGUGCAGAAUCUUACAAUGUAAUGCAAUAAAUUCCUCCUGCAAAUGGCA